Molecule: messenger RNA, 2289 nt
Organism: Zingiber officinale
Lineage: Eukaryota; Viridiplantae; Streptophyta; Magnoliopsida; Zingiberales; Zingiberaceae
Exons: 12
Coding region: 200-1876 (558 amino acids)
Molecular function (GO): GTP binding
Source: RefSeq, a predicted model, not a curated record
CCCUAAAUUUUAUUCCUACGCCGCCUUCCCUAGUUCCCUUCCCUCGGGCCGUCUCUGCCGUCGCCACCAAAGUCCAAACCACUUCCUCUGCCGCUGCUUUUCACCUCUUCCACACGCGCCGCCACCGACGCCGCCGUGAGCUGUCGUCGCAGAAGACGUUGCCGUGAGCUGUCGCGUGACAAAUCUGUCUUUUGAGAUUAUGCCUGCUGGUUUUCAUUUGAAGACAAGUGUCAGGAGCAAACUUAAGGCUUCAACUGAACAAGGGAAAGCAUAUGGUAGGAAGAGAAAGAACGUAAGGGAGAUACAAAUUUCUGAAGAUGAACGUUUUGAGUCUGAUGGUGUACCAUAUAGAGGGACAAGGAACAGGGAAUUCAAAAUCAGAUUAGUGAGUGAUAACAACAGGAAGAAGCUGAUUAGGGAAGGAAAUGCAAAAUUCAAUAAUUUUAGGGGAAGUUCUGAAUUUCAGCCCCGUGGGAGGGCAAAGAAUGAUGCUACUACUUGGAAUAAGGAGCAGUUUAGUGAAGCAAGAAUAUCUAGAAGAAAAAGUUAUAGUGAUAAACGAAAAGGUAUGUAUGAUGGUGAUUCUGAUGUGCAUGAAGCAUCUAAUCCGAGACGUAUUAUGCGCAAAGGCAGGACUUUGAACAAUGGUGCUGUGCUUGGUAAAGAAGAUGAUACAGGAGUCCGGACUAAUGACUAUCAUGCUAAGGUUAGGUCCAAGCAAGACAGCUUUGAAAAAUUUUCUGAUAAAUUUGGACCAAAGAUGACAAAGCAAUCCAGAGAUGCAUCUUCCGAGGGAGGUGAUGUUGGUACUGGAGAUGGAAUAGUAGAAGAUGACACAAAGAACAAAAAUAAAUCAAGUCAACUUACAGAAACCAAACAUGAAAGGUUUCAAACAAGAGUGCUUGAUAAAUCUGGAAAGAAGAUCCGCGUCAACAGGAAGGCUUUGGCUAAUGCCACUGCUGGAACAAAUCUUCCAGUGAGAAAGAAAAAGAGAGGCAUUAGAAUUGAUCCAUAUGACACUUCAAACAAGCGAUUGGAUGAUGGUGUUACUAACAGCGAGAAGGUUAAUGAGGAAAAGACUGAAAUCUCAAUGAACGCUCAGUUUCGUGCAAUACAGCCAAGCUCAUCGAUCCUUUCAUUUGUUGAAGAUAAUCUAUUGGGACGCAGGCGAAUGAUCGAAUUAAAAAAUGCUGGUUAUAAUGCUAAGCUCUCUGCACCUUUGGAUAAUGUUCCCUUCUCAACAAGCACUGAAAGAGAAAGGAUUGAGGAAAAUGUAUAUAGGAAUAAGCUGGAGUUUUUUGCUUCAGCAAAAGUUUCGUCCUCAUUUCCACCUCCCAUGAUUCCAGAGAUAGCUUUUGCAGGUAGAUCAAAUGUCGGGAAGUCCUCACUCUUGAAUGCUCUUACUAGACAAUGGGGAGUAGCAUGGACAUCAGAUAAGCCAGGCCUUACUCAGACUAUUAACUUUUUCAAGCUUGGCUCAAAGCUAUGUUUAGUUGAUUUGCCGGGAUAUGGCUUUGCAUAUGCAAAAGAAGAAGUAAAAGAUGCAUGGGAGGAACUUGUGAAGGAGUAUGUUUCAACUAGAGUUGGCCUACAACAAGUAUGCGUCCUCGUUGACACUAAAUGGGGUAUGAAACCAAGGGAUCAUGAGCUCAUUGAUUUGAUGGAAAGAUCUCAGACGCCUUAUCAAAUACUAUUGACAAAGACAGAUUUAGUAUUCCCCAUUGAUGUUGCACGCCGCGCUAUGCAAAUUCAAGAGAAUCUCAAGUUGAACAAAUCGAUCAUAAACCCAGUGAUGAUGGUUAGCUCCAAGUCGGGUGCUGGCAUCCGUAGCUUGAGGACUGUGAUCACAAAGCUUGCUCGAUUUCUGAAACCAUAGGGCCACUACUGCAACCCAAAGCAACAGUCAAGAAACAUAAUUCUCCACAUCAAAGAGAACGUUUAAAGAUGUGAUCUUGUGCAUUCCAUUUAAUACAAACAAUCAUCAAUUUGCUUGUACCUGAAUGUUUGUCCUGGCUAGUUGAAGCAGUCGAGCAGAAUGGCUGCUACUUCAACCACCAAACUCCCAUAGUGUCGCCUGGGCUCAAUAUGGCAUCGAUUUGCCGCUAGUUUUGAAGUUCAAAUUAUGUGCGCGUGCUACCUUGAUACGAUGAUUCUAGUUUCAAUAGCAGAGUAAGCACGCUAUUUUGUAGUGAAAUCAUUUCAGUUGGUUUACCAUACGGUUGUUAGAACUUUGAACCUUAUUUUAUGUCAAACCAAAUCUAUUUGUUAAAGUUUGGUAUAUUUGCAAAA